UCCAUUUUCGUUUUCUCAGCCCCUCUAGGAAGUUUGAGACUAGAGAAAGAGGGAGGGAGAGAGAGAGAGGUUGAUGAAGAUCAUCGUCUGAUCGUAGUUUAUUUCCCGAUUUUCCAGGUGUUUCGGGCAAACUUUACGGGCUUCUCGAUUAAUUUUACGGCUCUGAGAUCUGUUUUCUCACCGGAGUUUGAUUCGUCGCUAGUUGCAAGGAGAAGAGGUUGUCUGAGAAAGGCUCUCCUUUCUGCGGAAAUGGAGGACGUUGACGAUUCUUCUCCUCGGGAUUUAGAUGCGCAGAACCCUUAUGAUCGGCUGCUUGCUGUAGAUACAAGUUCGGUAGAUCCAAAUUGUAAUUUGGAUUCGGUUUCUGCCAUUUAUUUAGCGAUGAAGAGCUCUAAGCUGGAGUGUGUUGAUGAGCGUGGUCAAGAUUCCAUUAUAGCCUCGGUAUGCAUGGACGACGACGAGGAUGAAGAACUGGAUGAGUUUGAUCCGUAUCUGUUUAUAAAGAACUUGCCGGAUUUGUCUUCUGUUGUGCCGACUUUCAGGCCUGUGUUGCUUCCCAAACAAACCCGUAGCUGCCCUCCUAUUUCUCUUGUCCUAGACCUCGAUGAAACUCUGGUACAUUCAACUCUGGAGCAAUGUGAUGAUGCGGACUUCACAUUCCCAGUUAGUUUUAAUGAAGAAGAACACAUUGUCUAUGUCCGUUGCCGCCCCCACCUUAAAGAGUUUAUGGAGAGAGUUUCCCGUCUUUUUGAGAUCAUUAUAUUUACGGCUAGCCAAAGUAUUUAUGCAGAACAACUUCUCAACGUACUUGACCCUAAGAGGAAGUUAUUUCGACAUCGGGUCUACCGUGACUCUUGUGUUUUCUUCGACGGCAACUAUCUGAAGGACUUGUCAGUUCUUGGGCGUGAUUUAUCUCGGGUUAUCAUCGUUGACAAUUCCCCACAGGCAUUUGGAUUCCAAGUGGACAAUGGAGUGCCUAUAGAGAGCUGGUUCAACGAUCCUUCAGACAAAGAACUACUAAUGCUACUGCCGUUUUUGGAGAGCUUGAUAGGAAUUGAAGACGUAAGACCGAUGAUUGCCAAGAAAUUCAAUCUCCGGGAAAAGAUAGCUGCGGCUGCUGCAGCGCCCAUUUAUCCUCCGCUGAUCGAUGAAGACACGGGAGAUCCCUUUGAAAGGUGAAGCCUUUUUUUGUUUGUUUGUUUUGUUUGAAGCUUAAAGCUUUAGGCAGGAUCUGUAUAACAUGUGUUGUCUGGAAGAACACGACCUGUUUCGGGGGAGUGUUAGGAGUUGUGUUUGGAAUCAUCUAGAAGGAAAAAAAAAAGGCCCAUCCUCUUUUAGGGUUCCAAAUGAUGAAUCGAAUGUGGGGGAAAUGUUUAUGUUCUGUCGUUUGUAGUUGGAAGAACCUUUUGGUAUACAGAGAGGGAGAAAAGAUGAUGGAUGAUGUUAUGUAACAACGGUCAUCUGCUGAAUAAGUGUCGCUUUUCUUUCGUC
Molecule: messenger RNA, 1491 nt
Organism: Tarenaya hassleriana
Lineage: Eukaryota; Viridiplantae; Streptophyta; Magnoliopsida; Brassicales; Cleomaceae
Product: CTD small phosphatase-like protein 2
Exons: 5
Coding region: 250-1179 (309 amino acids)
Molecular function (GO): phosphoprotein phosphatase activity
Source: RefSeq, a predicted model, not a curated record